UCAGUAAACAUUUAACCCAGAAGAACUUAACAUCUACACUAAAACCCAUACACCAUCCACCACACAAACUUUAGACUUGGGAAUCCUUAAAAUUGAAUUAUCUUGCCACAAUGAUGUAUUCUUGGGUUUUAUAUAUCUUUAUCAUUUCUGGUAGGCUUAUAUCAGGACUAGAUGAGAUUGUUCAAACUUCUGCUGUGAUAGAAACCAAUGCCAAAGACGUAACUUGUAAUGACUGUAAUAACAAUGAAGACAUUGUAGAACCUAAUGAGACAGUUGAAGACAACCUGGAGUCAAACCAUGAGCAACAAGAUCAAUUUGAUGAUUUUGCCCUCAUCAAAGAGUCUGAUGCUGGUCCUACUCACAGGCCAAGAGGUGGAAGAUCAAUGAGUUUAGUGUCUGUUGUGUUUCCUGAAAUACUGGUUGUGGUUGAUCAUGCUCUUUUCCUAAAGCUUGACAGCUCUGAGUCCAAAACUAAAGAUUAUGUAACAUUAUUCAUGUCAGCGGUAAACCAACGAUAUAAAGGCAUGACUUCACCAAGAAUAGAAUUGAAGAUUGCUGAAAUUAAGAUUGGAAAAUCUGCCUCUGACACUCCUUAUCUUGCUUCAAAUAUUGUCAAUGGAGGCUCUUUUGAGGCUCAGGGGGCUUUAGAGGAUCUUGGAAGAUACUUCUUUAAGAAGGAAUUUUCUAAUUUUGUAUAUGACAUCGUACUUGUACUGACAGGACAGGAAAUGUGUACAUACAAGGGUAAGUUCUGUAACCCAUCAACAGCUGGCUAUGCAUAUGUAGGCGGUGCCUGCGUGGUCAACUCUAGGUUGAACAGGAUAAACAGUGUUGGUAUAGUUGAGGACUGUGGAGGAUAUUCUGGUGUUAUUGUUGCAGCCCAUGAGAUUGCUCAUCUGUUAGGAGCUCAACAUGAUGGACAACCAGCACCUGCCUAUAUAGGAGGUCCUGGAGCAAGCAGUUGCAGUUGGAAGGACGGAUACAUCAUGUCAGAUGACAGACGUACCAACAAAGGUCACACUUGGUCAACCUGUUCUAGGUCUCAGAUGACGCAUUAUUUAAAUACCCAAUCUGCCAGCUGCUUGUAUAACUCCCUGAAACAAGAAAAAUAUCCCCUCCAAGAAUUAUCUGGACUUGUUAGCAGAGCCUCAACAGCUGAUGAACAGUGCAUGAAAGAAAAAGGAACCCGAUCUUGCUUCUCUGACAGCAGAAUUUGUACACAGCUGUUUUGCGUUGAUAAUAAAACCGGUUCUUGUUUAUCCUACCGACCUGCUCUAGAGGGGACAGCUUGUGAUGGAAAUGGAUUCUGCUCAGAUGGUAUUUGUAAAAAAUUUAAAAACUUGAGUCCAUUUGUAACCGUCAAGAAAUUGUGGAUGGAACCCCGUAUGGAAAAUAAAAUUGCCCCAACAGAACCUCAUGUGGAAAAGCUAAUAGUUCCAUCAGAACCCAGGGUGGAAAAAUUAACAGUUCCAACAUCUUCAGUGUUUAUUAACAGUAUCAAGGAUACUGAAUCUGUCUGUAAGGACCAGGAUGGAGCAGCAGGACAUGGACUGAGCUGUCAACAGCUGUAUAGAAGCUUUGCCUUUGCUUACUGCUCUAAUAUGAAGCUGAAAGAAAAGUGUUGUUCUUCUUACAUAAAAUAUUGUUAACCAAACCAAAUUAAAAACACAUAUUGUAUUAAAUCAAACUAUUUAAUUGUGAAAUCAAAGUAACAUGUAACUGUGUACCUGAAGUAAUUUGUUCAUUAUUUGUUUUAUAUUGUUCCUUAUCGUAGAAUUAGCUGUUAUUGUUAUGAAUAUUGUGCAUUUGUUUAACUA
Eurytemora carolleeae is the source of this 1817-nucleotide messenger RNA. Its product is annotated as A disintegrin and metalloproteinase with thrombospondin motifs 18. The record is from RefSeq and is a predicted model, not a curated record. Gene Ontology annotation, molecular function: metalloendopeptidase activity. The transcript has a single exon. Gene Ontology annotation, biological process: proteolysis. Bases 111 to 1649 code for a protein of 512 amino acids. Lineage: Eukaryota; Metazoa; Arthropoda; Copepoda; Calanoida; Temoridae.